Molecule: messenger RNA, 2001 nt
Organism: Pecten maximus
Lineage: Eukaryota; Metazoa; Mollusca; Bivalvia; Pectinida; Pectinidae
Exons: 6
Coding region: 334-1851 (505 amino acids)
Source: RefSeq, a predicted model, not a curated record
UUAAUUGUUUUACUUACAAAAUCAACCGUAUGCAAAUCUGACAGGGCAGGCACAUGGUUGUCAGCCGCCAUUUUUUCACACUCGGAACUCCUCGGAAUAUGACUACGUAACAUAUUAAGAACAGCUGAAGAGUUCCGAGUGUCUUUGUAUACACUACUAAUGGUAGCCUACCGCAUUACGUCCCUUUGUUACUUGCCGCUAUUAAAAAUUGGCGCUGUAAGUCAACCGUAGUUCCGGUCUGACCUCCCGCCAUAUCUCCGAUGUAAACAACGCUACAAUGUUUGGAGAGGAAGCGAUUGACAGACACAUUUUCUAAUAACCCUUGAUUGCAGAAUGGCAUCAUCAGGGACAGUACCUGUAGGGGGCGUUAACGUUUUUGAAGAACCAGAGACCAAAGAUGAUGGGGAGAUCGAAGAAAGGAUGGAAUAUUCAAGCGAUGAGAUGGGACUGGCAAACCAACAAUCUGAUGAGGACGAGGAAGACCCCAGCCAACAAUCUGCUGAAGGAAAGGAAUGUGGGACUGAUCAAGAGCUUGACCGUAUGGGAGACUCAGGGGUCGAUGCUCAGGAUUUAAGGUGUCAGAAUCAUAGCUCUUCAACUGGUAUGGCUGUUUCAAAUGAUCCAGAAAUGCUCCCCUCAUCAACCAAUGCAAUCCCAUUGAUACCAAAUUACAGUAUUUCAGCAGAUAUCUUACAGGAAAGUUCUUCUGGAGAUCCCAUACACCCAACCAGAAAUACUGCUACUGAUGAAAGUACAUCCCCUAGUCAACCUAUGGCCAAUGAUUUACUGUCAUACAUGUUGUGGACUGCUUUCUGUAUUAUUGAAGUGCUGCAAAACGGUUUUUGUCAAGUUUAUUCUUGUGAAAAUGAUUUACCAGAUCCCUUGAGACAGUGUGCAACGAUGGCAGAUGAUACCACAGAUCAUCGAAAUGUUUCUUCUGUGACCAAUUAUGAAAUACAUGAGGAAGGUAUCAGACGAAGAGCAGAUGUCCAGUUCACCAAUGAUACAAUGAGAUGUGAGGCUCAGCCAGGUUCAGAUGAGGAAGAUCAAUCACUCUCCAAUAACUUCCAGCCAACUUCUGUGAAUGGGACAAGCAAUGAGGAAAGCUACAUGGAUAUCAUGUUGAGGCAAAAAAGAAGUCAUUCUCCGAUUAAUCAUCAGGAUGUCAACCGUAUCAGCAGUAAUAAUUGGAUGACCAGGUCGACUGACAUGGGCCCAGAUAGCGAUGAAGCAACAUCAUCAGAGGGUGAGGAACUGCAGUCAAACACCCGACCACCAGAAAGCCGACCUCAAGGUGUUCCUCAUGGUGGAUGGCUAGAUCCAUUGACACGGUUAUACAACACAUGCAACUUAGACCAGUUAGUUAACGGCCAGUACCUUAUAUGCCUGUUCCGACCCAUUCGAAAUCUGUUGGAAGACAGAGCACAAAGAUUCCCUGAAACAUAUGGACAUCUCUGGCACGCUCUGCGUCUGUGUGAGGCAGGGCAAUUUGCAGCAGCAAAAUUCUACCUGGCGCCCUUGUACGACAUGUACAGUGCAGAAGGAACUAGGGUGAUGCCACUCAUUGUGGGACAGCUGCGACAUUUCUUUUCGACUUCCUGCCAAAAGUGUGGAUAUUGUCAUGAUGGCGUGCCUAUAGCAAAUAUCUGUCUAAACGAAUAUAAUCGGAUUGGAGGGUUCCAGGAAGCCUUAAGGGCCGCUUUUUCACGUCCAGAUGGAACAUGCAUUCAGCAGGGGUAUGUUAUUUUUUGUAUUAUUUUUAAACUCGUUCAAUUAUCAGGGCUUUUUUUCACUACUUUGGGAAUGGGGCCUAUGGCUUUGGGAUUGGGAAAAAUGCACGGCAACAGGUAACUUGGGGAAAAAUGGACAUGAUGGUAAAAAGAACAAGUAGACACAAAUAUGGAUCUAUGCUAAAUUUAUUUAGACUCUUAGAGCAUUAUCUCCCUUUAUCAGGCCAGAAUAACCAAUAAUAUGUAGACGGGACGUCACCAUCUGGAUUUU